GGUACCCCUAGAGCUCGAAGCCAAAACUAAAAAAAUUGUAACUUAUACAUUACUGACAAGUCUUUUUGACAUGAAACUUUUAUAGAGUGGUUUACAUGCAAAUAGAAACUUCCAUGUCAAAUUUGGGAAUUUUUUUGAUGAAUUUAAAAUUUGGCCAAAAAAUGUGAUCGUACCCCUAGAGCUCGAGGCCAAAAGUAAAAAAAUUAUAAUUUAUUCAUUACUCACAAGUCUUUUUGACAUGAAACUUUUACAAAGGAUUUUACAUGCAAAUAGAAAUUUCCAUGACAAAUUUUGGAAAUUUUUUGAUGAAUUUAAAAUUUGGCCAAAAAAUGUGACGGUACCUCUAGAGCUCGAGGCCAAAACUAAAAAAAAUAUAAUUUCUACAUUACUCACAAGUCUUUUUGACAUGAAACUUUUACAGAGGAUUUUACAUGCAAAUAGAAAUUUCCAUGUCAAAUUUGGGAAAUUUUUUGAUGAAUUUUGAAUUUGGCCAAAAAAUGUGAUGGUACCUUUAGAGCUCGAGGCCAAAAGUAAAAAAAUUAUAAUUUAUACAUUACUCACAAGUCUUUUUGACAUGAAACUUUUACAUAGGCUUUUACAUGCAAAUAUAAAUUUCCAAGUCAAAUUUGGGAAAUUUUUUGAUGAAUUUAAAAUUUGGCUAAAAAAUGUGAUGGUACCCCUAGAGCUCGAGGCCAAAACUAAAUAAAUUAUAAUUCAUACAUUACUGACAAGUCUUUUUGACAUGAAACUUUAACAGAGGAUUUUACAUGCAAAUAGAAAUUUCCAUGUCAAAUUUGGGAAAUUUUUUAAUGAAUUUAAAAUUUGGCCAAAAAAUGUGAUGGUACCCUACAGUUCGAGGCCAAAACUAAAAAAUUAUAAUUUAUACAUUGCUAACAAGUCUUUUUGACAUGAAACUUUUGCAGAGGAUUUUACAUGCAAAUAGAAAUUUCCAUGUCAAAUUUGGGAAAUUUUUUGAUUAAUUUAAAAUUUGGCCAAAAAAUGUAAUGGUACCCCUAGAUCUCAAAGCCAAAACUAAAAAAUUGUAAUUUAUACAUUACUGACAAGUCUUUUUCACAUGAAACUUUUACAGAGGAUUUUAUAUUCAAAUAGAAACUUCCAUGUCAAAUUUGGGAAAUUUUUGGAUGAAUUUAAAAUUUGGCAAAAAAAAUGUGAUGGAAGCUCUAGAGAUCGAGGCCAAAACUAAAAAAAUUAUAAUUUAUACAUUACUGACAAGUCUUUUUGACAUGAAACUAUUACAGAGGGCUUUACAUGCAAAUAGAAAUAACCAUGUAGAAUUUGGGAAAUUUUUUGAUGAAUUUAAAAUUUGGCCAAAAAAUGUGAUGGACCCUCUAGAGAUCGAGGCCAAAACUAAAUAAAUUAUAAUUUAUACAUUACUGACAAGUCUUUUUGACAUGAAACUUUUACACACGAUUUUACAUGCAAAUAGAAAUUUCCAUGUAAAAUUUGAGAAAUUUUUUGAUGAAUUUAGAUUUUGGCCAAAAAAUGUGAUGGUACCCCUAGAGCACGAGGCCAAAACUAAAAAAAUUAUAAUUUAUACAUUACUGACAAGUCUUUUUGACAUGAAACUUUUAUAGAGGAUUUUAAAUGCAAAAAUAUAAAUUUCCAUGUCAAAUUUGGGAAUUUUUUGAUGAAUUUAAAAUUUGGCCAAAAAUGUGAUGGUACCCCUAGAGCUCGAGGCCAAAACUAAAAAAAUAAAAAUUUGUAUAGUGCUGACAAGUCUUUUUCACAUGAAAGUUUUACAGAGGAUUUUACAUGCAAAUAGAAAUUUCUAUGUCAAAUUUGGGAAAUUUUUUGAUGAAUUUAAAAUUUGGCCAAAAAAUGUGAUGAUACCCCUACAGCUCGAGGCCAAAACUAAAAAAAUUAUAAUUUAUACAUUACUGACAAGUCUUUUUGACAUGAAACUAUUACAGAGGAUUUUACAUGCAAAUAGAAAUAACCAUGUAGAAUUUGGGAAAUUUUUUGAUGAAUUUAGAUUUUGGACAAAAAAUGUGAUGGUACCCCUAGAGCAAGAGGCCAAAACUAAAAAAAUUACUUCCUCCGUCCUAUAAUUAAUUUCCCAGUUUGACUUUUGUAGUCAAACUUUUUGAACUUUGACCGUAUAUU
This is a messenger RNA of Cuscuta campestris, 2124 nucleotides long. NCBI's taxonomy places the organism in Eukaryota, Viridiplantae, Streptophyta, Magnoliopsida, Solanales, Convolvulaceae. The record is from the annotation of a GenBank genome assembly.